UACCUCAAUUUACAGUACAACGUAUAUGUAUUAGAGAUAUGCAUUUAUAUUUUUAUAAAUUGGAGUAAUAUUGUAGGUUUAUGACGCUCGACCGAACGCAGCCGUGCGCAUGCGCCGUUGCUCAGUGUAUCAUCUCGUAAUGUAAAUACUUUGCUAGAUUACAGUAGAUGUGGUGUUUGACUAUACAUUUUUAGCACAGCUAAUACGUGCAAAUGAAAUAGCCGUGUGGAUGACGCAUGCACAAUUUAUUUACGUUAACGAGAAUGUUGUAUGAAUGACUUCAGGAACGGAAGCGAGAUCUCUACGUUGUCGUGCACGUUGCGAGUAGCAGAGGUGCGGGCUGGACGAGCGAGGCCUCGAAACGGUUCUAGUGGAAAGGCUGCUGCAUUUGGGACUCCAUACGUGUUUUCGAAAGCUUUUAUAAAGAGGAGAAACCCCCUUGGAUACCCCGAAUAGAGACUAAAGAAGGUACCAGAGUUUGCGCUUUGUUGUGGUGAGCAGCUGAUCCAGGACAGACGUCUGGGAAAAGAGAGACCUCAGACAUGAACUCCUAUUUUAGAGAAGACAACAAAUCUGAUAACGUGGAGCUACAACAAGCAAAACUUAAGAUAGAGCAACAGCCUUGCUACAAUGAAGGGUAUCAAUUGGGUCCUGCAAGGGUGUAUAAGGAGGAGCCAGAGGUGGGAUAUCAGAGACCUCAGCGAUCUGAUUGGCAGGUACCGGAGGGUCAGCGUUUUAAAACAGAACGAGACAGCCAUACACAGUAUGGCCAAAAGAGGCGCUAUGAUGAAUGCAAUAGCAACAGUCAUUAUGAACACCGUGAAAACAAAAGGGCCUGUUUACCGCAACCUCCUUCAGAUGAGAAUGGGGACAACUUCGACAGCACAUUAGUGGUCAUUGACACUUAUAACAGCGACUUAUACUUUAAAGUGUCUGAAGACCGUUGUAUUGGCUACCCUUUUACAAAUGAAGGUUUUGCUUACCUGUGGUCCGGAGCACGGGCCACAUACGGUGUAAGCAGGGGACGCGUCUGCUUUGAGAUGAAGAUCAUCGAGGAGAUUCCAGUGAAGCAUCUUCCCACCACUGAGCCUGACCCUCAUGUCGUGAGAGUCGGGUGGUCCCUGGAUUCCUGUAGCACACAGCUUGGAGAGCAAAUGUUUUCUUAUGGAUAUGGUGGAACAGGGAAAAAGUCCACAAAUUUCAAAUUUCACGAUUAUGGAGAGAAAUUUGGUGAAAACGACGUUAUUGGAUGUUAUAUAGAUUUUAAUAGUCAUGAGCACGUGAAAAUUAGUUUCUCAAAGAAUGGACGAUGGCUCGAUGUGGCAUUUCAAGUUUCCAAAGAUGAACUGGCGGGCCGUGCUUUGUUUCCUCAUAUCCUGGUUAAGAACUGUGCGGUUAAGUUUAACUUCGGCCAGUGCAUAGAGCCCUUCUUUCCUUUGCAAGAAGGCUACACAUUCAUCCAGCAUGUCAAACUAGAGGACAGGGUCAGAGGCACUGUUGGUCCUGCCAGCAAAGCUGAUUGUGAGAUCCUGAUGAUGGUUGGUCUGCCUGCUUGUGGUAAAACCACUUGGGCCACUAAACAUGCACAGAUGCACCCAGACAAGAAGUACAACAUCCUGGGCACCAAUGCCAUCAUGGAGAAAAUGAAGGUAAUGGGAUUGCGCCGUCAGCGAAACUACGCCGGACGCUGGGACAUGCUCAUCCAACAGGCCACUCAGUGUCUAAACCAACUCAUCAAGAUUGCUGCUAACAAUAAAAGGAACUACAUCCUGGAUCAGACAAAUGUUUACGGAUCAGCCCAAAAGCGGAAAAUGCGUCCUUUUGAAGGGUUUCAACGCAAGGCUAUUGUCAUUUGUCCCACUGAUUGGGAUUUAAAAGCCCGCUCGAUGAAGCAGGCUGAGGAAGGGAAGGAUGUGCCUGAUCAUGCUGUUUUAGAAAUGAAAGCCAACUUUGCCCUGCCCGAGCCUGGAGAUUGUCUGGAUGAAGUGAUCUUCAUUGAGCUUCAGAGAGAGGAGGCCAGCGUGCUGGUGAAACAAUAUAAUGAGGAGGGCCGGAAAGCUGGACCUCCACCUGAGAAACGCUUCGACAACUUUGGUUCCCGUGGUCGUGCUAGUGGCUUUCAGCCCCAGCAUAACAGGGGAACGAGAGGAGGAUAUGAAAGCCGUGGAGGACCAGGAGGAGGCUACAGGGGAGAUUAUCGCGGUGGCAACCACCAGAAUCAAUGGGGAGGUCAUCCCAGAGACAGUGAUUCAGAGAGCAGAGAUGGAUACAACAGCAACCAGCCGGCUGGUGGAAGUUACAACCGCUAUAGCUCCUAUAACAAAGAGGGAAAUACCCAAAGUUAUCGUCAGGGAUAUAAUGAAGGGUACAAUCAUGGCAACUUUAGCCACAGUAACUACAACCAAGGUUAUGGCAACUACAGCCAACAACACCCAGGUGAAGGACAGCGUUACAAUGACAGUCAAAGCUCUGGACAGCCAUAUAACCAACAGAACUACAAUCAACCAUAUGAUCAGUAUGCACAGCAGUGGCCGCAACAUUAUCAGAACCAGGACCAGUGGAACCAGUACUCCAGCCAGUAUGGGAAUUACUCUAGACAACAGGGAAGCUACAGUUCACACGGCCCUCAAGGUUCACAGUAAAGAGGAAACUACUGUACGCUAUAAUAACAAUAUCCACUUUAUAAUCAAACACACAGAACAUGCUACUCUUAUCAUUUAAUUCAUUUACAAUUUUAUGCUAUUUACACUGCCACGAAGCGUACAGACGUUAUACUGGAUGGUGAUGCUGCUGCUGGUGGUCUUUAGAGGAGAUGAUGACUCAAUACAAAUGGAUACAAAGUUACUGAUAUGAUCUGUUUUAAUAAUAGAUUCAAACUCUUAAGCUUGAAAUGACAAGAGCAUUGAAGUAUUGUACUGUAUGCGAAAGGUAUGUGAAUGUCCUUGUAGUACCGCAAACGGCCUGCAGGUGAACGCUUGAGAUGCACUGACGUGCUUAUGCGUCACUGCGGUUGUGCAGCACUGUUAUCACUGAUCUAAAUGCUUUUGCAGAAUACUGUUUAAGUUAUGCUAAAAUGUCUAAAUUCAGUUUAAUGCAGAUGCUUUAAUAACUUACACUGUAAUUAGUAAAAGUUGGAUUAAAUUGGUAACGCCUACAUUUUUAAGUUAAGAAAACUUAACUAUUAUUCUGUGUUACCAAUUGAAGUAAUAUAGUAUAGUAUAAAGUGUUUAUCUCCUACAUUUUUCACUUAAAGUAAGAAAAUCAACUUGAGAAAACGUAACUUUUUAAGUGUUUCCAAUUCAAGUAAUUUGUUUAAUUUGAUCCAACUUUCACUUUUUACAGUGUAUUAUAGCUAAACAUUUUCAGUCAAAACAAGUGAUAGUAAAAAGCAUGUUUGUUUGUUUUUGUUUAAACUGGUUCAGUGUUUAAUAUACUUACCCAACACUAUAGUUAGUUUAGAAAAUAAAACAUUAUGAUUGUUUACAUUUUAAAUGUUUUUAGGUUUAGUUCAUACUGGUGAAUUUGUGAACGUUAUCUUUUCUGAAAUCUUUUUUUGGUUUGAGAAUUAAAUCAUAAGUUUCAA
This is a messenger RNA of Misgurnus anguillicaudatus (oriental weatherfish), 3583 nucleotides long. The record is from RefSeq and is a predicted model, not a curated record. Lineage: Eukaryota; Metazoa; Chordata; Actinopteri; Cypriniformes; Cobitidae.